This is a messenger RNA of Mandrillus leucophaeus (drill), 1244 nucleotides long. RefSeq names its product histone H2B type 1-like. Gene Ontology annotation, molecular function: DNA binding; protein heterodimerization activity; structural constituent of chromatin. The coding region runs from base 64 to 444 and encodes 126 amino acids. Gene Ontology annotation, cellular component: nucleosome. The record is from RefSeq and is a predicted model, not a curated record. The transcript has a single exon. NCBI's taxonomy places the organism in Eukaryota, Metazoa, Chordata, Mammalia, Primates, Cercopithecidae.
CGAGCUGCAGAGUGAGGAUACUUGUCAUUUUUCUUUAGGUUGUGGACGAGGUGUUUCUUUAACAUGCCUGAACCUGCUAAGUCUGCUCCUGCCCCAAAGAAGGGCUCCAAAAAGGCGGUGAGCAAGGCGCAGAAGAAGGAUGGAAAGAAGCGCAAGCGUAGUCGCAAGGAGAGUUAUUCCGUUUACGUGUACAAGGUGCUAAAGCAGGUCCACCCUGACACUGGCAUCUCAUCGAAAGCCAUGGGUAUCAUGAACUCCUUCGUCAACGAUAUCUUCGAGCGCAUUGCGGGGGAGGCUUCCCGCCUGGCGCAUUACAACAAGCGCUCCACCAUCACCUCCAGGGAGAUCCAGACCGCCGUGCGCCUGCUGCUGCCCGGGGAACUGGCCAAGCAUGCCGUGUCCGAGGGCACCAAGGCUGUCACCAAGUACACCAGCUCUAAGUAAUUCUAACGUCUUCAUACCCAAUCCCAAAGGCUCUUUUAAGAGCCACCCACUUUUUCAGCUAUAGAGUUGUAAUUACCUGCAUAUUUUCUGUGUUUACCAACAGAUUUGGUUUUAUCUUGAUUUGAGGGGUUUGCUGCUGUGUAGGUCUAGAGCACAGUUCUUUUGAUUGCUUUAAGGCAAAAUGCUGUACUUAAGUUAGUGGUAGCAUAUUUGUUUUACCCAAAGUGCUGGUUACAAGGCUAGCCCAUUGUGCUGAUGUGCACAUUUUUCUUAUGUUGUGCUGUGAUGUGUCCCUUGUCAAACUGGUUUCAUAAGCAAAGAACUUUUGAAAUUAAGUAAUAUUUCUUUUGCUACUGACAGUGUGGGGAAAAAGAAUGUCUUCCUUAAUUCCGGUUUAGUCAUAACAGCAUUGGCAAGUUUGCCUGGUUAAAAUAAUAUAAUCAAAUUCUUCAAAAUAUAAGGAAAGCAAGACAAGUAAUGUGCAUGAAAACUGAAAAAUGUGAACACCGGUGCCUGGAUGCAGCACUAAUAAUCAAAAUUGUUCUUUGUUUAAAGAAAAGUUUGGCUACUGGCAAAAUAACAUUUGGGAGUAAUAACUGGAAGUCCAGGAGAGAAACACCCUUAACCCUAAAAUAUUUUGUUGUCACUUCCUCAAAGUUGUUUUUUACUUUUUUUCCUUCAAGGUUGACUUCAUAUAUCUUCAUUUUAUUCUAAUAGGCAAAAAUUGUGAUUUUUAAAUGAAAAAAUAAUUUAUGUCAUUCUACUUACAAAUACCACAAUUUUUCUAUUCUAUAUACUCA